Molecule: messenger RNA, 636 nt
Organism: Penicillium atrosanguineum
Lineage: Eukaryota; Fungi; Ascomycota; Eurotiomycetes; Eurotiales; Aspergillaceae
Product: DUF5321 domain-containing protein
Exons: 2
Coding region: 1-636 (211 amino acids)
Source: RefSeq, a predicted model, not a curated record
AUGGCGGCAGCACUCAGAUUGAAGCCCUAUGGGCUGAACCGGUGGAUUUUCUCGACGUCUACGACAUCUACAAUCUCCGGCCGGUGUCGUGUGGCUGCUGUGCGCACUUACUCUACCUCCGACCGUCUCCCGAAGAUCGCAGACACCUCAGUAUGGACGGCUAUGAUCCCCACGUUUAUGCGACGAAAGCGAUCGCGCACAGCAGGCGAAAAGAAGAAGUGGAACCCGGCCACUUUCUACAUCGUCAUGUUCACACUCAUCGGGUCACAAGCUAUCCGUAUGCUCACCUUGAAGAACAACUAUACCGCAUACCGCCGGACUGUGGACGCAAAGAUUGAGCUCCUUAAGGAGGUUAUCAAGCGUGUCCAGAAUGGAGAGGAUGUGGACGUGGAGAAGUUACUGGGUACUGGAGAUGAGGCGAAGGAAAGAGAAUGGGAAGAAGUCUUGCAGGAGAUCCAACGAGAAGACAAUCUUUGGCAUGAGAAGCACAAGUCUACCCAACAACCGGAAAAUAACACACCGAAGAUCGAGGACAAGGCAGCUCCAAAGUGGAAAGAAAAGGAAACGGUGCCCGCAACGAAUGAGGGUGAAGAGACCACGCAGACCAAGCCGACAAGGAAGCCCACCUUCUUCUAA